ACAACACGGGAGGGAGCGACCUCUGACUUCUUCUCUAUUUUUACCUUUUUUCAGUUUUCGAUUCUUUCAUCUCCCUAUCUCUCUCGCUCUGUGAGUCGGUUCGGGUGCCAGAAUCCAGAUCCAAUGGCUGACAACAACAACAAUAAUGUGAAUUACGAGGAAUCGAGCCCGCUCUUGAGCAAGCAAGUCGUCGAAGGAGUAGAAGAUGAUGUGAAGAAAGCCAGCAAGCCAAUUGAUGCUAAGGACGAAAAGGUCACAGUCUCGCCCGCGGCGAAAGCUCCUGCUCCGGUACCCGGAAAUCUCGGUGGGUACGGCUGGACCGCGAACGGGUUGCCGUUGGGACACGGGAGCGUGGUGGGCGAGCCCAUGGGCCGGACCCAGUGGAACUCGAGCAUCUUUGCUUGUCUAGGUCGCAACGACGAGUUCUGUAGCAGUGAUCUUGAAGUUUGUCUUCUUGGAAGUGUGGCUCCUUGUGUGCUGUAUGGAGGCAAUGUGGAGAGACUUGGAUCUAGUCCUGGGACUUUUGGAAGUCGUUGCUUGAGUUACUCUGGCCUAUAUUUGAUUGGAAAUUCCAUUUUUGGUGGAAACUUCCUCGCACCAUGGUUUUCAUACACAAGCCGUACUGCCAUUCGUCGGAUGUUCAACUUAGAGGGCAGUUGUGAGGCACUUCACAGGUCAUGUGGGUGCUGUGGAAGCUUACUGGAGGACGAGGUGCAGCGUGAACAGUGUGAAUCUGCAUGUGACUUUGCAACUCAUGUCUUCUGCCAUGUGUGUGCUCUUUGUCAGGAAGGUCGCGAGCUCCGUCGCAGACUGCCUCAUCCAGGGUUCAAUGCUCGGCCAUUCUUGGUUAUGAUUCCUCCAGGGGAGCAGACCAUGGGUCGUGCGGCCUGAGAUCUACCUGCCCUACGAUGAAAGAGUUGUACUGUCUAUAUAAUAUCAAUAUGAUAUGAUGUUGAACCGUGUAAAGUGUAUUCUGUAUUUGAAUUGUUUGAGCUUGCGUUUGAAGACAAACACCUAUAAAUAAAGAUACAAUGAAAAUGUAGGCUUCACCUAUAUUGUUUAUAA
Carya illinoinensis is the source of this 1065-nucleotide messenger RNA. RefSeq names its product cell number regulator 8. The coding region runs from base 124 to 891 and encodes 255 amino acids. The transcript is spliced from 3 exons. NCBI's taxonomy places the organism in Eukaryota, Viridiplantae, Streptophyta, Magnoliopsida, Fagales, Juglandaceae. The record is from RefSeq and is a predicted model, not a curated record.